Symsagittifera roscoffensis is the source of this 3497-nucleotide messenger RNA. RefSeq lists its product as uncharacterized. The transcript has 9 exons. NCBI's taxonomy places the organism in Eukaryota, Metazoa, Xenacoelomorpha, Acoela, Convolutidae. The record is from RefSeq and is a predicted model, not a curated record. The coding region runs from base 98 to 3352 and encodes 1084 amino acids.
CAGAAAGUUGCUGAAUGCUCAUUUCGAUUUUCAGUUUCUUCAGAAAACACUCGAUCAAAAAUUUUAAUCAAUUUUUCUGUGAGGAUCUAUUAAUUUGAUGAUUUCUUUCAACUCAAACCUGGGUUACUCAACCCUUUUUAUUAUUGUUUACUCGCUAUUUUUCACACCGAGUUGCUCAAAUGCCGCCUCUGUUCCUGAGUUGCGCCGAUUUGAGCGCGAUAGCAGUGCUGAUUCCUCCUGCAAUGUACAAGUGGACGCAUGUUCCGAUCACCUACACAACCAGUGGAUGUCUCUGGACUCACUCUGUAGUGAUGCGUGUCCAGAUGGGAGUUGUGUGGUGACUUUUAAUACGCCAGAAGAUGAUAGAAGUGGAAAAGAGGAUCAAAAAGAGCAGACUGAUGAUCAAACUGGUCAUUUCCUGGCGCCCUGGAUUCGACUGGACCUGGACAUCAGACUUCCACUGGAUCAGAACGAAAACAAAGACGACGAGUUGUCCAAACUGUGCCCAUGGUCUAUUAUGAACAACUUCAACACAUCUGGGGGGGACAGUGACAAGGAGGUAAGUGAAGACAGAGUGCUGGUGGUGUUUGAGAAGGAAAGUGAGAAUGAGUACUUGAAGAAGAAGAGAGUGUUAGUCACCAAGGGAGAGAGUGAGAGAGAAGCGAAGAGAAAGAGCGUCUACUGCAGUCACAUGCAACAGGUAGGUGGGGAUUCGACUUCUGAUGGAAAUGAGGGGAUGACAAGAUGGGUGCAGAGUGGGAUGGGAUUCAAUGUCGCUCAUGGACACAGCAUAUCAGCCACCACUAGAGACAACAGUCACAAGUUCUUGCAGCUGAAAAGUACUUGUAGCCGACAACACACCACGAAAAUCUCGAUCAUCGAACCAACUCUUUUAUUAAGUCCCCUCUACCCAGAAUACACGCCCACUGAUGAAAACACAGAACUCAACAUCGAACUGAGAACCAGCGAAAACUUCGAUUCGUUUCAUUUGAGCGUAAUAGACUUAGGAACUCCUGCGAACGACAACGCCGCCUGUUUUACCAUAUCAGUUCUGGGAACUUCGCCGUAUAAUUCUCCUCAUACCCAUAUAUGCAGUGAGCCAUUAGUAAAAACAUCAGUAGCGGCUGAAUCAUCAGGAGCCGCAACAUCGUCAGGAGCCGCAGCAUCAUCAGGAGCCGCAACAUCAGGAGCCACAGCAUUCAAUAAUACAAGACCUUUAAUCUUCAGUGCAUCGAACGGUUCUUUAAUAACAAUCAAAAUAUCACCAAAAUCAGAACACCAGUUUCAAAUGUUAUACCGCUAUGUUCUGGCAGUUUUACCAAUGAGUUCCAGUAAUUCUAUUUCUGAUGUCCAAAAUUCAUGGAACAUUUCGACUAUCAAAUUCAACUUUGAGAAGCUAUUUUCACUCGAUGUUUUAUCCAAAUUUGCGAGUAGAAUCAAACCUCAAACGGACAACGUCUAUGAAACAGUUUUACUGAACUUUAAGCAAGUGGAAUUGAACACCGAUUUGGACCAGAUUCCAGCCAACGCUGAGCUGGAGUUUUUGGCUCGCUUUGUCGCAAAACUACAACGCCCAUUUUCCGAGGAUUUGAAAAUUGGAGCCGAUAUUUCAUUGUUAAAAGCAAUUGCAAUCGUUUCUGAUUUUGCAUCGACGCCAAUUCUAGAAGAUUCUGAAAAGAUAGAUGUGAAAGAGAUUUACGGCGUGAACUCAAACUUCAUUCACAAUUUGUUGGAUCUCGUUGGUCAGUCAAUUUACGACGCUUCAGAAAAAGAAGAUUUCGCUGCUCUUGGUAAAAGAAGUGGUCUUAAUACCAUCAAGAAAGAAUGCGUGAAUGUUUACCGCGAUUCUCCCACAACAACAAACGAUGACUCAUCUGGGAAGAAUGACUCAUCUGUAUCGACAACAGUUGUCUACUCCGGACUGGGAAGUAACCUCUUUGCACCUCUAUUGCCCAGAAGACAUUGUGUGGAUGAGAUUAUAAGUGUAGAAGGGUCAACUCUGGCAAUUCAGUUCUUGUAUCUCUCAGUUGGAUUAACAACCGGUGACGCCAAAAAUGCAGAGGUCGGCGGUAGAUGUUCUCUGGACGAGCUAGACCAACUUUCCAAUUACGUAAUAAUCGAACAAUACUGGAACGGAACUCUACUUCAGUCGACUUCAUUGUGUUCACGCCCUAGCAGUCAAUCUGUGUUCGAAACUCUGACCAAUCAUGUUCGAAUCAAGUACGUGAAAAGAAAUGAUUUCAAAAACGAUCACAUUUCAAAUGACCUUUUAGAGGCUGCGACACUGGGUUAUGUUCUACGGUAUACUCCAGUAAAAACAUCUGAUGAAAAUUCUAAGCUUCGGGAAAAUAUUUUGAUUGAUGAUCAGAUUUCAAAAUAUAUGGCUAAACUGUGGCAAGAUAUUGAUCUUCGAGAUUCAAUUACGAUCGAAAAUGUUACCAUAGAGAUUCUGGGAAACACUGAUGAUGAAAAAAAAACUAAUGAUGAAGAAGUGGAUGAGAAAACAGCAAACGUGACUCAAUUUUUACUGGCUCCUUCGGAUUUUUUGAGGCAAUUUAAGUUUUCAACGGACUCAAGCGACCUUUCGAAACAUCUGUUGCGUCAUUUUUUGCUUCGACUAGCUAGCAACGGAUACUUGAAUUCUGUAAAACUGAUUCCUGAAACUGAGACCCAAAAUAUCGAUGACAUGAACUCUACUUUAGCAGUUGGUCAAGUAAUUCCUUCUUGGAGUUCUGCUGUGAUUGGUCUGCAAGAACCCAAAGAGUUGAAAUCGGAUGAAGAGUCUUUUGAUGUAAUGAUUGAGUUUUAUAAUUUUGUAAACGAAUUCCGAAACUUGAAAAACAAGGCUCCGAGAAUAGGUUUUUCGUCCUCAGAUCAGCCGGAAGUUACUUCCAGCUGGACUGGAAUGACUGUUUCUGAUCUGAACGAAUGCUCCGACAUCGAAACGGUUUCACUUCUGCAAUCAGUUCCAAUUUGCUCCCAAUUCACAAACCACUCUACAUGUAUUAACACCAUCGGAAGCUUCAAAUGCUUAGCGGGUGAUGACAUUGAAAAUGAUAUAGUUAACGGAUUGGGGGAGAAAGAAAAUAUCGGAAACGAGGAGUCCGAAAAAGGGAAAAUCGACGAAUCCGAAUCGUCUGGUGGAAUGAGUAGAGGAAACGUUGCUCUGACUACAGUUGCAGUCGUACUUGUAGUUGGGUUAAUAGUUCUAAUUGUGGGUUAUUGUAUCUACAGAAGAAAGUACCAGACAAUUUACCAGUUGAAGAAGGAUAGAAAGAGCCAACAACAGAUGACUGGAGCCGCUAGUGGUUCUAGAAACAUCCAGAACAGGCCCAGACAAGGUCGCAGAUGACCUCAAAUGAACAAAAUGGCACAAAAUGACUUCUAAACUGUUUUUUAAGAAGUUAUGAACAGUUCACUCCAAUAUGUGCUGCGCUAAUUAAAGAUCUAAAUUUACUGAACACAUGUUUGGCAAACUUGAAUUUUGAAAAAUCUAU